Molecule: messenger RNA, 4386 nt
Organism: Oryctolagus cuniculus (rabbit)
Lineage: Eukaryota; Metazoa; Chordata; Mammalia; Lagomorpha; Leporidae
Source: RefSeq, a predicted model, not a curated record
GCAUGCGCGUGCCUUUGCCUGUGGCUCCGGGUUGGGAACGGAGGAAGUUCAUUUACUGAUCAGAGAGGUCCCUGAGAGGCCGCGCUGCGCCUUCUCCCACAUUCACUGGGGAGUCUUGCUCUGCAAGUGCAAUUGCAGGCGGUUCGGGAGCACACGCCCCGGACCUGCCGCCCGCUGCUUCUGUGCCUCCGCGUCUGCCACCCCUGGGUCCCAGGUUCCAGCGACUUCCGUCCCACACUCCGCUUUGCUCCCCGUGUGUCCUGAAGAAAGGGGACGUGCUCCCGAGAUUUUCCACGGUGAUGAUAGCAUUUGAAGACCUGGCUGUGUACUUUACCUGGGAGGAAUGGCAGAAAAUGAACAAUGCUCAGAAAAUCCUAUACAGAGAUGUGAUGCUGGAGAUCUACAGCAGCCUGUUCUCCUUGGGGCACUGCAUUACCAAACCUGACUUGAUCUGCAAGUUGGAGCAAGGAGCAGAGCCAUGGAUGGUGGACGAAUGCCUGAAUCAGAGCCUUUCAGGUCAGUCUGCAUGUAAGGGACAGGUAGGCCAAGGCAGAAAGUGUGCAGAUCCUGAUGACAGCUGGUUUUGUGCAUCAGACACAGUUGGCAUGGAAAGGGGUGACCUGAUUAGGAUCAACCAGAAAAGUCAGGACAAAAAUCUGAAUCAGGAUUUUAUGAAAAAUAACAAGACAUCAGCCUCCAAGAGAGUUGAAUUAAAAAAAACACUUAGUUUAAAUUCAAGCCAUAUUCCAACAGUGAUUAUUAAAAAGGGAACCUAUUCAGGAUUGAAGCCUGAGGAAUGCAAUAUAUGUAACACUGUGUAUCCCUGCAAUGGACCUGAUGAACUACCGGCUAGAGAGAAAUUUGGUAACACUGAGGUACCUGGAAAUUCUCUCCAGUUCUGUGAGCCUCUUGGUCAGCAUGACAAGAUUCACAUCAUGAAGCAGCCAUUUGGACCCAUUGGACAAGGAAAAGUCUUCACAAGGAAGAUGUUCUGUAAAUCUGAGAGGGUUCAUAUGGGAGAAUACUGUAAUAAGGCAGCUGUCACUUUUGGAAAAGGAACUCAUAUAGAAAAAGCUAUCCAUGAAAAUUCUAGCCUCAAUAUGCAUCAACAAACCCACACAAAAGAGAAAUUUUAUGAAUACAUUAGGUAUGUUGAACCUGUCAUUCACCAAUCAUAUCUUGCGAUAAAUCAGAGACCACAUAUAAUGGGAAAACUCUACACAUGUAAACCUUGUGGAAAAUCACUAAUCUCUAAUUCACCUUAUGAAAGUAAUGACUGUGGAAAAGCUUUUGGACAAAAGCCAAACCUCAUAAAGCAUGAGAGAAUUCACACAGGGGAGAAACCUCAUGAAUGUAAUGGCUGUGGAAAAGCAUUUGGCCAUAAGUCAGCCCUCCUCAUACAUCAGAAAAUUCACACAGGAGAGAAACUUUAUGAAUGCCUUCAUUGUGGAAAAGCCUUUGGCCGUAAGUCAUCCCUCCUCAUACAUCAGCGAAUUCACACAGGGGAGAAACCCUAUGAAUGUAAUGACUGUGGAAAAGCCUUUGGACAAAAGUCAAACCUCAUAAUACACCAGAUAAUUCACACAGGAGAGAAACCUCAUGAAUGUAAUGACUGUGGAAAAGCCUUUGGCCAUAAGUCAGGCCUUAUGAAACAUCAGAGAAUUCACUCAAGUGAGAAACCUUAUAAAUGUAAUGACUGUGGAAAAGCCUUUGGCCAUAAGUCAUCCCUCCUCAUACACCAGCGAAUUCACAGAGGGGAGAAACCUCAUGAAUGUAAUGAUUGUGGAAAAGCCUUUGGCCGUAAGUCAGCCCUCCUCAUACAUCAGCGAAUUCACACAGGGGAGAAACCUCAUGAAUGUAAUGGCUGUGUAAAAGCCUUUGGACAAAAGUCAAACCUCAUAUCACACCAGCGAAUUCACACAGGGGAGAAACCUCAUGAAUGUAAUGACUGUGGGAAAACAUUUGGCCGUAAAUCAAACCUCAUGAUUCACCAGAGAAUUCACACAGGGGAGAAACCUUAUGCAUGUAAUGACUGUGGGAAAGCCUUUGGACAAAAGCCAAACCUCAUAAUGCACCAGAGAAUUCACACAGGAGAGAAACCUCAUGAAUGCAAUGACUGUGGGAAAAACUUUGUACGAAAGUCAGAGCUCAUGAAACAUCAGCAAAUUCACACAGGGGAGAAACCUCAUGAAUGUAAUGACUGUGGAAAAGCCUUUGGCCAUAAGUCAUCCCUCCUCAUACAUCAGCAAAUUCAUACAGGGGAGAAACCUCAUGAAUGUAAUUACUGUGGAAAAGCCUUUGGAAAAAAGUCAACCCUCAUCAUGCAUCAAAGAAUUCACACAGGCGAGAAACCAUAUGAAUGUAAUGGCUGUGGAAAAGCAUUUGGACAAAAAUCAGACCUCAUGAAACAUCAGCAGAUUCACACAGGAGAGAAACCUCAUGUAUGUAAUGACUGUGGAAAAGCCUUUGGCCAUAAGUCAACCCUCAUAGUGCAUCAAAGAAUUCACACAGGGGAGAAGCCUCAUGAAUGUAAUGACUGUGGAAAAGCCUUUGGACAAAAGUCAAAUCUCAUAGUGCAUCAAAGAAUUCACACAGGGGAGAAACCUCAUGAAUGUAAUGACUGUGGAAAAACCUUUACACAAAAAUCACACCUCAUAAGCCAUCAGCAAAUUCACACAGGGAAGAAACCUCAUGAAUGUAAUGAUUGUUGAAAAGCAUUUGGCCAUAAGUCAGCCCUCCUCAUACAUCAGCAAAUUCACACAGGGGAGCAACCUGUGAGAAACAUACAUGUAAUGACUGUGGAAAAGCCUUUGGCCAAAAUCACACCUCCUAUCACAUCAGAGAAUUCACACAGGGCAGAAAUCUCAUGAAUGUAAUGACUGGAAAAGCAUUUGGCCAUAAGUCAACCCUCAUCAUGCAUCAGAGAAUUCACCCAUGAGAGAAACCUUAUGAAUGUAAUGACUGUGGAAAGCUUUUGGUCAUAAGUUCCAACUCGGAAUGCACCUAGAGAAUACACACAGGGAAAUAACCUCAUGAAUGUAAUGACUGUGGAAAAAUCUUUUGCUAUAAAUUGUACCUUAUGUCAAAACAGAAUUCCCACAGGGCAGAAACCUUAUGAAUCUAAUGAGUGUGGGAAAGCAUUUUGUUAUAAAUCAUAGCUCAUAUCAUGGCAGAGAAUUCACACUGAGGAGAAUCCUCAUGACUGUAGAAAAGCCCUUGGCAAUAAGUCACAUCUCAGAAUGCAUCAGAAAAUUCACAUGAAGAGAAACUUUUUGGACAUAAUGACUUGAAAAGCCUUUUCCUCAUUGCACAUAAUCUAAUUCAUGUAGGGGAAAACACUUUGAAUAUAAUACAUAUGGAAAGGCCUUUAUCCAUAAGUAACACCUCAUAAAAUUUCAGAGAAUUCACAUGGGGGGAGAAACUUUAUGAAUGUAAGGAGUAUUGGAAAAUUCUGUCAAAAUCACGCCAUAUAACAUCAGAGAAUUUAUUACAAGGUGGAAAUCUUGUAAUAAAUGUGGGAAAGCCUUUUGUCAGAAGCAAUACCUCAUAACACAUGGAAUUCACAUAAGAUAGAGAACUUAAGAAUAUAAUGAAUGUGAAGGACUUUUUCCAAAAUCAAUGUGACCAUGUGACAGAGUCUUUUGCUGGAAAUCACAUCCCAUACAAUAGGCACUCCCAUAAAGAAGAAAGGCCCGAAAUUUUAUCAGUGUGAAAAAAGCCAUUUGUCAGAAAUCAAUCAUUAUAUAUCAGAGAAUUCACACUGGGAGUUUCUUAGCAGUGUAAUGAAUGUGGAAAUAUAUAUUUCCUGGAAUUCAGGCUUGCAUAAAUAUAGAACUCAAAAAAGGAGAUAUCCUUCAAGUACAGCAGAUAUGAAAAAACCUUUAGCCAGAAAUUAAACAUCAACAAACACCAGAGGAUUCAUACAAAAAAUAUCAGUUUAAUGAAUGUGCAAAAUUCUUCUGCCACAAAUCAGUUCACAUGAAGAGACUCAGAAAUGAGAAAACAUGCAUGCAUAGAAAAGUUAUGUACCAUAAGUCAUCUCUCAAUGACUGACAAUUCAAACAAAGGAAAAAAUCCUAUGACCGUAUUGUAAUGGGAUUAUAUUAUUAUUAUUAGGCAAACUUCCACAAAACAUAACAAGAUUACAGAGAAAAGUCCCUGAAAUGUGAUGUGUUUGGAGGAAUUCUUUGGAAUCACAUCAUAGCAAGUAUUGAGCAGUUUGCAUGAUGAAUUGUUACAGAGAGUGGUUAUCCAUUCUUCAGAAAUUUUUUCUCUAAUACAACCUGUCGUUCUGGUUUCUCAUUUUUGUGAAUGGGACCAAAUAUAUGAACUGUGCUCUCAUGUGUAAAUUUUGUUAAUAAAUAUUUAAAGUUGCAACAGGUGAAU